GUGUGUGUGUGUGUGUGUGUGUGUGUGUGUGUGUGUGUGUGUGUGUGUGUGUGUGUGUGUGUGUGUGUGUGUGUGUGUGUGUGUGCGCGUGUGUUUGCGCGCGCGCAUGUGAGAGAGAGAUGGCAUCGCGGCUCUGGGUUCGAGAUCUUGAGGAGUCCGACUGAAGUGAGGAGAGAGGCCGGACUGGAGCGACAGGACGGGAGAGACAGGUCGACGGACAGACAGGUCGCUCGGUUGAGGAUAAACAUCAACACACAGCAGACUGGAGCGACGCGCGACGCGCAGGGAGACCGAACGAGACGCGCAGGAAGACCGGACCAGACGCGCAGGGAGACCGGACCAGACGCGCAGGGAGACCGGGGCGACGCAUAGGGAGACCCAGCCAGACGCGUCUCUCGCCGGAGACCUGGACCGGGUUCUGGGGAGACUUUGAACCUGCCUACGGACGUUCAGCGGUCCGAAGAGCGAUUCUUUUUUCAGUAGAUAUUGGGAACAGAGAGCAGCUGAAUCUUGGAUCUUUACGGAGAAUUUUUCGUUCCGGUUCGGACGGAACAUCGGGAGGAUGCGCGGGCUUUUUCUGGGAGAAUAGAGCGGCUUAUUUGGGUAAUAUGGCUAACGGAGGAGAUGCGUUCGGCCUCCCCGAUCGUCCGGACUCGGACCCGGAUUCCCCAAAAGACAACAAAAACGAGAAUCCUCCAAUCAGGAGCCGGCCCGCCUCACCUCAGAGCACGUGCAACCAGGGGAUGGAGGGGGUGAAGGUGUUUCUCCAUGAAGCUGAGCUCUGGUCGAAGUUCGACGAGGUGGGGACGGAGAUGAUCAUCACGAAGGCCGGGAGGAGGAUGUUCCCGGGCUACAAGGUGAAGGUAACGGGUCUGAACCCCAAGACAAAGUACAUCUUGCUGAUGGACGUGGUGCCCGCCGACGACCACCGCUACAAGUUCGCGGACAACAAGUGGUCGAUGACGGGGAAGGCCGAGCCGGCCAUGCCCGGGCGGCUGUACGUCCACCCGGACUCGCCCGCCACGGGGGUCCACUGGAGCCGCCAGCUCGUCUCCUUCCAGAAGCUCAAGCUGACCAACAACCAUCUGGACCCCUUCGGACACAUCAUUCUGAACUCGAUGCAUAAGUACCAGCCGCGGCUGCACGUGGUGAAGGCAGACGAGAACAACGGCUUCGGCUCCAAGAACACAGCGUUCUGCACGCGCUCCUUCCCUGAAACGGCCUUCAUCGCCGUGACGUCAUACCAGAACCACAAGAUCACGCAGCUGAAGAUCGAGAACAACCCGUUUGCGAAGGGCUUCAGAGGCAGCGACGACAUGGAGCUUCACCGCAUGGCCAAGCUGCAGGGUAAAGACUACCCGGUGGUUCCCCGCACGGCAGCCCGGCCCCGGGUGUGUUCCAGCGGGAGCCCCUACCAGGGCGAGCCCCGGGCCCUCCAGGGGUCCCCGGGGGGCCCCCGCUCCCCGUACCCCUGUGAGGGCCGGCCCCGGGGCCCCCCAGCCCACUACGCUGCCCCCCAACACCUACAGCACGGCCAGCAGGCCUACCACGGCUCCAAGAGGAAAGAGCUCAUAGCUGAGAACUGGAGCCUUUUCAAACGGGAUUCCUUCAGCCGCUCUGCGCUCCAUCUAGAAGUUAUUCUAAACCAGCCUGUCAGCUCCAUCUAG
Messenger RNA from Gadus chalcogrammus (walleye pollock), 1667 nucleotides. RefSeq names its product T-box transcription factor 5b (gene tbx5b). Gene Ontology annotation, biological process: pattern specification process; cardiac left ventricle formation; regulation of transcription by RNA polymerase II. Lineage: Eukaryota; Metazoa; Chordata; Actinopteri; Gadiformes; Gadidae. Gene Ontology annotation, molecular function: DNA-binding transcription factor activity, RNA polymerase II-specific; RNA polymerase II cis-regulatory region sequence-specific DNA binding. The transcript has 9 exons. The record is from RefSeq and is a predicted model, not a curated record. Gene Ontology annotation, cellular component: nucleus. Bases 609 to 1667 code for a protein of 352 amino acids.